UUGCGGCGAUGUUGACCGCACGCCGCAACUUUGUGUCUUCCGGCCGUUAUAAAGGAACGAGGAAAGAACGUUAGAUCAUUGUCGACUUGACGAUGUGCGAGCGUCACCGCCGGUAAUUUCAGUUUGACCCCGUGUGUCUCGAGCUAAUCAUGAGGUUUCUCGCUUUGGUGUGUUUCGCUAUGGUUUCGACAUGCACAACCCAUUGGUACGAUAACGAAUACAGCAACGUAUGGCGGCCGCACCAAGGUUACACCACAGGAUGCUCAGACAAAGUUAUGCAAUUGCGCCGUCAGAUGAAAGAGGUAAAAUGUACGCCGAGGGAUACUAUAGUAAAAUUGGAACCGAAACCGGGCUUCAUCUUUUACCCGAAUUACGCACGCGUGAAGAGAUGCGGCGGCUUUUGCGUUAGAAGCAAGUCAUGCAUGCCAGUCGCUCACAACAUGACGAAAGUCGCCGUACAAAUGCAUGGAUACAACACCAAGGAAUGUUACAACGUGUUGGUCGAAGAGCACACCAAGUGCAAGUGUCACUGCAAUGUGAAGGAAAACGACUGUAACGUUCACCAGCAAUAUUCGGAAGAUAAUUGCGCGUGCGAAUGCAUGAACAAACAAGUGUGCGAUAAUCGGCGUCACAUGAUCUGGGACAACGCAACGUGCAAGUGUGUUUGUAACAAGCCCGAGGAAGUGUGUUCGAGCGGACUCGAAUGGGUUCCUUCUCGUUGCGGAUGCGCCAAGGUCAUGGAAAUGUUAUAUGACAAGAAAAAUGUGGAAAUGCCAAGAUGAUGAACUCGAUUCAUACAAUCUUCAAGAUUCUGAUAACCCUCAAGUACUUUAUUUAAUAAAGAUGACGAUGAUUACAUACGUCUCUCGUCUGUAAUAUUUUGUACUUCGAUUUAUUCAUGUACAAUAAAGUCCUAAGCGUAUUCUUCCUCCAACUA
This is a messenger RNA of Dinoponera quadriceps, 937 nucleotides long. Its product is annotated as balbiani ring protein 3-like. The transcript is spliced from 4 exons. Gene Ontology annotation, molecular function: growth factor receptor binding; growth factor activity. Lineage: Eukaryota; Metazoa; Arthropoda; Insecta; Hymenoptera; Formicidae. The record is from RefSeq and is a predicted model, not a curated record. Gene Ontology annotation, cellular component: membrane. Gene Ontology annotation, biological process: positive regulation of cell population proliferation; positive regulation of protein autophosphorylation. The coding region runs from base 150 to 782 and encodes 210 amino acids.